UGAAGAAAGAGAGAGAAACCAAUAAGUGUUAAUAGGGAUAGAGCCUAAAGCUUUCUUCUAAUUUAUUUACUCGGUGGAAAGAAUUAUAGGAGAGUUACACAGCAGAUGGAUACAUCAUCUAUCUCUAUUCCACAAGUUAUAAGUUGCAACUUACACAAUUAUCACGCAUUCUCAUUUGUCCUCAAUUACAUAUGUCAAGAUUGUUCAAGAUGAUAGAUAGCCUAUCAACCAAGUUCGAACAAGCUCUGAUCUUAACAGCACCCAAGAAACCCGGCACGUCCUGUUUACUCCUCGGUCUACCCGUAGAGCUCGUUUCCUACAUAUUAUCCCUCCUCGACCCUAAACAUGUCGCACUCUUCUCUUUGACUUGCAAGGCCUCCUCCCUCCUUGUCCGGGGUACCGACUACGGCAAGAUUUGUCUUGCUUCUAUCCAUAGUGCUCUACACACUGACUUAGAUCAAGCCUCUCUUGAGAGAACCGAGUUCCUUCAUCACUUGGUGAAGGACCUCCCGCAUCUAUUUGUCUGCAAGCGCUGCUCAAAGCUUCAUCACAAUCUCGUCAAUCUUGUUGAAGAGGGUUCGCAUGCUCUGGAGAACUCUACCUCAAUUCGUCGUCAAAAAGGUCUUAUGACUUUUGGUACCCUAUGGCCACAGUAUGCCUUCACCUGCAGACAGGGCCGUGAGGCCAUAAAUAAGUAUAUUAACGGCAUGGAAUCUAACCUUGCGACUUCCCAUCUCUCUAUAUCUACCGACUGGAAGCUUAGGAGAUUAGGAACGUCUUGCAACAAUCCGGAUUUCAUCCAUGGGUACGUCAAGUUGGACACCGAAGCAGCAGUCGUGAAUGACAACUUAUACUUCCAUAAAAUUCAACGGAUACUACUUCUUCCAGACAGAGUUAAGCCUUUUCUCAAGGCGAAUGCUUCGUCUCCCAUGGAGCAAGUUUUCCAAUCUUGCUGGCAUGGUACUGAAUUUCGGUCCACAUUUCGUCCCUUCCUGGAUCUGUUGGAUUGGAAUGGUCUCCAUAAAAUGAGUGUGCAUGAUACCAUCUCCAAGUUUGCCACUAUGGCACAUGAAAGGCUGUUUCUAAUGAAGCCAGCCGGGCUGGACGGUUACGACCUGGACGGGUUUUCGCUGCGAAACUACCCGCUUGCAGGUUGUAAAUACUGUACGACUGAAAAUACCACCACCAUUCAUAAUCACGGCCGCGGCGGAGUUGAGAUAGUAAGCGAUACCUACCAGGAUCUCGGUGAUUGCAUCGACGACGUUAUCCGGGAUUAUGACAGCUCCGUCAAUAAUGAAUGGGGAUACUGUUGGUCGGGCCUAAGCUACGAGUAUCGGAUUCUCUUGUCCAGGCGGCAGGAACACCCCCCGGUCAACCCUAGAAUAUUCCUUACACGUCCUGGUACCAGUGCUAUACAUCAUCCGUCUGCACCAAGUAUCCGGGAUAUCUGGGAGUUACAUGAUCACGACAAAGAAGCUAAAUCGAGAUUAUUAUGAUGAUACCCGAGGUGUAUUUGAGCGUUGGCGUUUGGAAAAUUAUAAGGGAAAAGGAUAUACCACUUAUGUCGUUGGGUACCUACACUAGGUAGCUAGUUAGUCUUAAGGGGUUAUAGCUGAUUCUACCUAAGCUAAACGAAUUUAAAAAUAAUUCAACACGACGAAGCUGUCCGUUGAGAGAACACCCAAGCCUUGAGCUGAAUAAUACGC
Molecule: messenger RNA, 1706 nt
Organism: Daldinia decipiens
Lineage: Eukaryota; Fungi; Ascomycota; Sordariomycetes; Xylariales; Hypoxylaceae
Exons: 1
Coding region: 192-1496 (434 amino acids)
Molecular function (GO): protein binding
Source: RefSeq, a predicted model, not a curated record